Molecule: messenger RNA, 902 nt
Organism: Harmonia axyridis
Lineage: Eukaryota; Metazoa; Arthropoda; Insecta; Coleoptera; Coccinellidae
Exons: 2
Coding region: 207-824 (205 amino acids)
Biological process (GO): cellular response to hydrogen peroxide
Source: RefSeq, a predicted model, not a curated record
UUCCUUUGUUUGACAAAUGACAGAAUAAAAACAGAAACAAUGUUAGUCAUCAUUUAUUUGUGUUUUGGUUGUGAUCUUCAUUAGAAUGUGGUGAUAUUUGCAUUUGCAGAAAGCCUUGCAUUCGUAUAUCUGCUUUCCAAAACUUUUUACGCUACAAAUAUUGACCUCUAGGUCUAUAAUGAGGAUUAUUCCUUUUGCGAAAAAUCAUGUCGGAAGAGGACUUGAAUCUAUCAAACAACAUGAAAUUGUUGGAAAUCGAAAAUAUUUCUAGCAGAAAAGAAGCCAUCAAAAAACAUACACAUAACCCAUUUCUUCGUAGAAGAUCUAAAUCCCUCUCUAGUAUAAACUUUGGAACAUGUGACUGUUCCAAAAAUGUUCAUAACAUAAAACAUACAACGUCAUUCAAACGAACAAAUAGGAAAAUUUUACGCGAUCCUGUAUUCAAAUUUGUCAAAUUUAAUAAUAACAGUGAAGUGAAAACGUCCAGAGUUAAAUCAAGCGCGUCUAAAAGGAAAGAUAGGUUGUUUGGACAUGGUUCUCAGAAUGAUCAGGACUUUAAAUCGAUCAUCGAUGGAUGUGAACAAUUAAACAUUAAUCUAUGUGACUUCAAGAAAUUCUCAACACAAAGCUUUCUAAGUGCUCGCUCUCCUACUAAAGUUCAGAAAAGUGAAACGUCUAAUGUAGGGACUAGUUGUUCUACACAAGCAAGGAUGAGUUCAGCACCCCCAUGCGAUAUAACAAUUGACGAAUUGGCAAGUUAUUUUGAAACAUUAGUGCAUAUUCCAAAAAAAAUGAGCUCCAUGGCUGAAAUGAUGUAUAUUUGAAGUUUAUUGUAUUUAAUUUUAGGAUAUAAAUAUAAUUUUUUUGUAAAUUUUUCCGAAUAUAUAUUGAUUAUGAAGAAA